CUUCAGUCAACACAGGUGCACGAACUCAUGUUAGGUGAACUGACCGCGGGCAAAAAACAAAUGGUCAAUUCGACCAGGAUGGUUCACAUCAGAUUCCUCUGCAAGUAAACUGUGGCGUAAGUUCAUAAGUGAUACGAGCCGAAUUAGGCCGUUCGGCCCAUCAAGUCUACUCCGCCGUUCAAUCAUGGCUGAUCUAUCUCUCCCUUUCUCCUGCCUUCUCCCCAUAACCUAAUCAAGAACCCUGUUAACUCGUGUACUGAUCAACUGGGACAACUUACUUCAGUCUCAAGCGUGGAAAAAGCGUGGCACCUUAUAUCAGGACAGCAGGCGGGCACACCGCGUGGAUCUUUUGCUGUCUAUUUCAUGUUUCUCUAUUAAUUCACGACUUAGGGAAAAAAUGCCUUGUUGUAGUUUCCCAAAAUGUGAAAGUAGUUUCCCAAAAUGUAAAAGUAUUUCCCCCCCCCAAGACCUAAACCUCAAAGGGAGGAAAAUAGAAUUAACACCUUUAAUUGCUUUAAUUAAGGAGAUUAUCUCCUCCAAUAAUAAACAGGGAAUUCUUUCCUGAUAAUGCUGACGAGGGCGACCAAUGGGCGAGCGAGGUGUCACCGACAGUGACGCAGGUUUCAUUGACGUAGACCACAGUUGGCCAAUCAGAAAGUCGAGUUGGCUGUUUCUCCCCCCUAUUGACCAAUAAGGACGGGGAAGCGGGACAGAUACAACCAAUUGAAUCGCAGCAAAGUGACGAAUGGGGACUCGAGGUGGAAAGGCCUAACCAAUGGGGCAGAGUCCAGGAUCUGCAAGUGUGAAAUAGUGACACAAGGUGGAAGUCGAGGCUUCUCUCCAGUAAAUACAGUGCGAGAAGGAACUAACUGGGUCUGCAGCAAGAGAGUAAGGACCAUUGCAUCGCCUUCUUUCCAAUCACACCUCGCCUUCUUUAUUUUAUUUUUUUGUUUCUCCUUCCCCACGGUUUGGAAUAAAAAUCCGAUGGAAAAAUCCAAAAAUUUCCGGAUCGACGCUCUCCUGGCCGCCGAUCUCCCCAAACCUCCAACUUGCUCGCCUCUCCUCGCAACUUCACCCCCGUCCUCCGCAGCCAGCCCUUCAAUGCUCGACCAGCACCCGGUCAUCUCCGACUGCCUGCGCACUGACAGCCCGUCCCCCCCGGGGCUGAGCCUCGGCAGCCUGAUGUCCAAGCCCGGCUUCCUGAGCGUCCAGCAGCACCCGGGCAUGGUCGGCCUUCAUCCUCACGGGGGGAUCCCGGCUUCGGCCCUCUACGGCCACCCGAUGUACACUUACUCGGCCCUGACCGGUCAGCCCGGCGGCCUGCCGUACCCUUACCCCCAGCUAACAGGCACCCAUCACUCGGAGCCACUCAAAGUAACGGCCGGGACCUUUCAGAUAGACCAGUGGCUUCGAGCCUCGACAGCCGGGAUAAUGCUGCCGAAAAUGCCGGAUUUCAACGCACAGGCACAGUCCAGCAUGCUGGGAAAGUGCCGUAGGCCGCGAACGGCUUUUACCAGCCAACAACUCUUGGAACUGGAACAUCAAUUCAAACUGAACAAGUACCUCUCCCGCCCCAAACGAUUCGAAGUGGCCACGUCUUUGAUGUUAACAGAGACACAGGUUAAAAUAUGGUUUCAAAACAGACGGAUGAAAUGGAAACGGAGCAAAAAGGCCAAAGAACAGGCGGCCCAGGACGCGGUGAAACAGAAAGGGAAAUCCACCGAGCACACGCCCAGCGACUCGCAGGAGAAAGCUGACAUUACCAAAAGCGAGCAGAGCAAACGAUCCAGGUUAAGGAGCGUCCGGGGCAGCGACGAGGAAGGCGGAAGUUUAACAUGUCCUUCGUCCGAAUGCUCUUCAGACGAAGAACCCGAUCAGGGUCAGACGCACCAGGGCCCGACCAUGAAAAUUAAAUAGGUUUUAUCGGUUUCCCCCCUCCGCGACCAGAUCACGUCCUCAGACAAACAGCUCGACUUAUGCAGACUCUGGACUGGCAGGUUUCUCUCAAAACCAACAGGUUUGUUUCUGUUUUACUCCAUCGGCAUUUCUAACCAGUUUGCCAUAACUUACAGGCCCGUGUAUCGCCGAACGUUAAAGAACAAGUGGGAAAUUGCAAGACUGUACCGUCUUUAUUUUUGUAUUGUAUUUAUAAGAACUGGCCCCUAGUUAUGCAUGCUAAGUUAUUGUUUAGCUAGUGUGCUGUUACGUUCCCCUUCCCCCAAUAUAUUGCAAGAUGCCGCUGUAUAUAUAAUGCACAAUAAACGUUUUG
Leucoraja erinaceus (little skate) is the source of this 2269-nucleotide messenger RNA. RefSeq names its product motor neuron and pancreas homeobox 1 (gene mnx1). NCBI's taxonomy places the organism in Eukaryota, Metazoa, Chordata, Chondrichthyes, Rajiformes, Rajidae. Gene Ontology annotation, molecular function: DNA-binding transcription factor activity, RNA polymerase II-specific; sequence-specific double-stranded DNA binding. Gene Ontology annotation, biological process: spinal cord motor neuron cell fate specification; neuron projection morphogenesis; endocrine pancreas development. Bases 985 to 1917 code for a protein of 310 amino acids. The transcript has 3 exons. Gene Ontology annotation, cellular component: nucleus. The record is from RefSeq and is a predicted model, not a curated record.